This is a messenger RNA of Coffea eugenioides, 798 nucleotides long. RefSeq lists its product as uncharacterized. Lineage: Eukaryota; Viridiplantae; Streptophyta; Magnoliopsida; Gentianales; Rubiaceae. The transcript is spliced from 3 exons. The coding region runs from base 1 to 798 and encodes 265 amino acids. The record is from RefSeq and is a predicted model, not a curated record.
AUGGCUUGUUCGUCUUCUUUAACUUCUUGGGUUGCAAGAUCUGCACGUGCUUUUCAGCUAGAUGUGAUUUCAUGUAUUGCUUCUGACCUCAAGGAGAAAGGAGCACUUAGGAUGGGUUAUCUUCACUUUCUACAGGUGAUAUGGCAAAACAUUGACACAAUUAUCCAGGUGGAAAGACUUGUGGUGUCGCGUCCCUUCUAUAGUCUUGCUAUUCUUAUUUGCGUCAAACUCUUUACUGCUUCAUCUGGCUUUUAUAAGCUUAACACCGAUGUCACGUUUGAUUCCUCAAAAAAUAGAGGACAGGGGUGUGGAGUUCUUAGAGAUAGUGGGGGAAGGGUGGUAACAACCUUCCUGGAAGAUUUUGAGGAGGCCACAGUUGGUGAUGUGACGCUACUCAAAUUGAGAGCCAUGGCCCACUUUGUAGAGCAAGCAUAUAAUCACCUUGUAACCGAGGGAGAAAGCGACAUAAAAUUAAUCCUCGAAGGUGAUUGCUUGGAUGCCUUUGUCGCUUAUCAGAAGUACAAAAAAAGUUUGACUGAGAACAAGAAAAAGACAGAUAUAGGGAAGCCGAAACCAAAGACACCGACUCACUUUGUGCCCUUCUGCAGACGGAUACAUCAGGUAGAGACCCGAUGUUCCCAGUUUCGUGCCGUCCAUGUAAAAAGGACGCGCUACGCACUCGCAAAUUUGGAAUCAAAGCAUAGGGCUGACAAGGUCAAGAGGGGUGAGGAACUAUAUGUCAAAUAUAGGCAAAUAUAUUACGAGGAUUCGAGGAAUGCCAAGACAAUGGAGAUGUAG